Molecule: messenger RNA, 3792 nt
Organism: Penicillium antarcticum
Lineage: Eukaryota; Fungi; Ascomycota; Eurotiomycetes; Eurotiales; Aspergillaceae
Product: protein kinase subdomain-containing protein
Exons: 6
Coding region: 1-3792 (1263 amino acids)
Biological process (GO): lipid metabolic process
Molecular function (GO): ADP binding; protein binding
Source: RefSeq, a predicted model, not a curated record
AUGCAGCAAGAAGCACAUGUUCAUGGCAGGGAGCCGAGUCCGCUGGACACUACUGGCUUAUGCCUACUGUCCCUGGAUGGCGGAGGGGUGCGAGGCCUUUCAUCACUCUACAUCCUGAAAAGCAUCAUGGACCGACUGAACCAUGCGCGGGAGCAGACGCAACUCCUGCCAGUGAAGCCGUGCGAAGUGUUCGACCUUAUUGGAGGCACAAGCACUGGUGGCCUCAUCGCGAUCAUGCUCGGCCGGCUCGAGAUGGAUGUCGAUCAGUGUAUUGACGCAUACAGCAAUCUUGCAGCAACAGUGUUCGGGGAGAAGCUGCGCUCAGUCCCUAUCAAUUUUAAGGGUAGUAUCACGGCCCGGUUCGACUCGGCGACGCUGGAAAGCGCGAUCCAAAAGGUUAUUGAGAACAGUGGUGCUUGUAAGCAGGAUCUAUUUAAUGAUGGCACUGCACGGGGAUGUAGAACUUUCGUUUGUACCGCCGACCGCCAUACAAAGGACAUUGUUCGCCUCCGAAGUUAUAGCCUCUCUCACGAGCCAAAUAUCCGCACGACGAUAUGCCAAGCUGCCCUUGCGACAUCUGCAGCCACAACCUUUUUUGAACCGAUCAGCAUCGGGGACCGAUCGUUUGCUGAUGGUGGACUAGGCGCGAACAACCCAGUGGACGAAGUUGAAGGCGAGGCGUCGAACAUAUGGUGCCCUGAGACGGGAGAGCUUAAGCCGCAGGUGAAGUGCUUCAUAUCGAUCGGGACAGGAAACCCAGGCAAGAAGCCGUUCGAGGACAAUAUAUUCAAGUUCCUCGGGAAGACAGUGGUGCAGAUUGCAACCGAGACAGAGAACACAGAGCGGAGGUUCAUAGCGAGAUGGGCAAAGCAUUUCGACGAGAAACGGUACUUCAGGUUGAAUGUCGAGCAGGGACUACAAGAGAUUGGGCUUGACGAGUACAGGAAGAAGGGAGCGAUAGAGGCGGCGACAGAAGGCUAUCUCACGCACAUGGCACAGAAGUUCCGGGUGCGGGACUGCAUUGAAAACUUGAAACUCAAAGAAAGUGUGUAUCUUGAAGACUUUAACAAGACUGAGAUUUCUUUCGUCAAUAUUAUACACGUAUGUGCAUUUGUGCAUUACCUCCAACCAGCUUGUUCCUUGCUAAAACGUACAGAAACAUACCCUACGCGCCAAUCAAAGACAGUGGCAGUCAGGUACGAAGAUCUUCAUCGUUUUCACGUACCAUUCGACCUUGCUGCUAUGCCGGUGAUUGAAACAAACUUCUUGGGACGGCAAAAAGAGCUAGAACAGCUGUGGCAGUCUUUAGAGCCAUCUAAAUCUGAGCUACAGAAAGUUGCUAUCAUUCAUGGGCUUGGGGGAAUGGGAAAGACACAGCUAGCCAUUCGUUUCGCACGGCACCAUAAACGUGAUUUCACUGCUAUAUUUUGGUUGAGUGGCAAGGAUCGAGCCACUCUUGUGCAAUCUUUAAGCUCAGUCUUGCCCCGACUACCGGGCCAGUGCCAAAUUCCCGAUGCGAUCAAUGACGAAGAGGCAGAGCAACGAGCUAGGACUGUUUUGCGGUGGCUAGCGUUGGAGAGAAACUCGCGCUGGCUAAUCAUUUUUGACAACAUCGAUCAAUACUCUCCCGACAAUAGCGCUGUUGGUCAAACAUACGAUAUUCAGCGAUUCUUCCCUGGGGCCGAUCAUGGCUCUAUUUUGAUCACGUCUCGGCUCGAAACAUUGACUGAGCUAGGGGAGUCUAUUCCAAUACAUAGGCUUAACCACGAGGAUGCGAUCCAACUACUCCUACGAAGCAGCCGUCUAUUAGCGAAUACUGCUGUCGGUGAGCUUGGGAGCAACCCAGGAACCCUUGCCCUUGCCAGUCGUCUGGAUGGGCUGCCACUAGCCAUUGUUAUUGCCGGGUCCUAUAUACGUAAAACUGGAACCAGCGUCGCUAGGUACUUGCAGCUCUACCAAGAGUCUUGGUCCAACUUACAAUUGCAAUCAAAACCUGGACCACAGUACAAACAAGGCAACAUACUACAGACGUGGCUGCUCUCAUAUCACGAGAUUCAAAAGCGUGACUCAAACGCAGCCCAGCUGCUAUUGCUUCUUGCCCACUUUAACAACCAAGACAUCUGGUACGAAUUGAUUCACAGUGGCUGUAAUGCGUCAGACGUUCCAUUGUGGCUUUAUGAAAGCGCUGCAAGCUUUCUUGCAUUUUCGACCACAGUACGCGUUCUGAUCGAAUUCUCUUUUCUUGAACUUAAGCAGCAGGAAGGAAGCUACACAAUGCAUCCAGUGGUACAGGACUGGUGUCUUCACAUACCCAGAACUGACAAGAAUCCGAGUUCCCUCCAGCUCAAAGAACUGGCUUUGAUUUCUGUUGGAUAUCUUGUGCCUAAUGUCAGUGAGAGAAAUUACACGGAACUUCAGCGACGGCUUAUUCCGCACGCCAAUUAUGUGCUUGGUGGAGAUUGGUUGGGAGACGAUACUAGGGUUCGUGGGGCUUUUCAUGGUCUGGGAAAUCUCUACAAAGACCAGGGAAAGCUAGAUAUAGCAGAGGAGAUGUACCAACGAGCACUGGCAGGCAAGGAGAAGGCCCUAGGUCCAGAUCACACGUCGACCCUGGAUACAGUAAAUAAGCUUGGGAAUCUCUACUCUGAUCAGGGGAAGAUGAAGAAGGCAGAGAAGCUGUACCAGCGGGCACUAGUAGGACGCGAGAAUGCUCUGGGUCCAGAUCACACAUCGACUCUUAAUACAGUCAACAACCUGGGGAAUCUCUACUCUAAUCAGGGAAAGUUAAGGGAGGCAGAGGAGAUGUACCAGCGGGCGCUGGUAGGCAAGGAGAAGGUCCUAGGUCCAGAUCACACGUCGAGUCUUGGUAUAGUCAACAACCUUGGUCUUCUUUACUCUGAUCAGGGGAAGCUAGAGAAGGCAGAGGCGAUGUACCAGCGGGCACUGGCAGGACGCGAAAAGGCCCUAGGUCCAGAUCACACAUCGACUCUUAAUAUAGUCAAUAACCUUGGGAAUCUCUACUCUGAUCAGGGGAAGUCGAAGAAGGCAGAGGAGAUGUACCAGCGGGCACUAGUAGGAUACGAAAGGGCCCUCGGUGCAGAUCACACGUCGACUCUUAAUACAGUCAACAACCUUGGGAAUCUCUACUCUGAUCAGGGGAAGUCGAAGAAAGCAGAGGAGAUGUACCAGCGGGCACUAGCAGGAUAUGAAAGGGCCCUCGGUGCAGAUCACACGUCGACUCUCAAUACAGUCAACAACCUUGGGAAUCUCUACUCUGGUCAAGAGAAGCUAAAGGAGGCAGAGGAGAUGUACCAACGAGCUCUAGCAGGCAAGGAGAAGGCUCGCGGUCUAGAUCACACGUCGACUCUCGAUACAGUCAAUAACCUUGGAAGUCUUUACUCUGACCAGGGAAAGCUAGAGAAGGCAGAGGCGAUGUACCAGCGGGCACUGGCAGGACGCGAGAAAGCCCUAGGUCCAGACCACACGUCGACUCUUAAUACAGCCAACAACCUUGGGAAUCUCUACUCUGAUCAGGGGAGGCUAGAAAAGGCAGAGGAGAUGUACCAGCGGGCACUGGCAGGAUACAAAAGGACCCUGGGUCCAGAUCACACGUCGACUCUUAAUACAGUCAACAAUCUGGGUCUUCUCUACUCUAAUCAGGGGAAGCUAGGAAAGGCAGAGGAGAUGUACCAGCGAGAACUCCCUGGCAGUCGGAAGGCCGCACAUCUCAAUUUCAACAGAGGACGGCGGGCUGUGAAUAGACUCACCGGAUGGCUUAAGCAUGAUCGAUAG